UAGCAAAACGGAAAAACUAAAAACCCCAUAUCUCCUCCACCUCUUUCACCUGAUCUCUUCCAAACUAAAAACCCCAGAUCUCCUCCACCUCUUUCACCUGAUCUCUUUCAUGUUUUAAUCAACUGUAGAUUGGGAAGGCUAAAAGUUUAUGUAGAGUAGGGAAGCACUCAAAUACAGGAGAUGGAGCUUGCUGAUGCAAUGCCGUGGAAACAAUUAGUCAAGGAAAAUUUAAUCAUGUUAUCUACUUGGGAUGAUAGUUUUACAAGGAAUUGGUAUAUCUUAUCUAAGGUAGAUAACGAUAGUUUAGUUUUAGAAAGCGUUCAACCAUGCAAUCAAAAGCUACAGGGUAUAUCAACAACUUUUAAUUCCCCUGAAAUACUACACUGUCAUGGCGGAAGAAAAGAAGACGGUGUAGUAAGUAAUCAAAUCUUUUCUUAUAACCUGAGAACAAAAAAGUGGACCGAGUCAGCUAACCUCCAAACACCAAGAUACAAUCAUGUUUCAUUCUCUACAACAACUUCGGAUUGUUUUAUUGUGGGAGGCAGUAGUUCAAGUCUGGUAGAGCAUUUUACGUUGACUGGUAAAUCAUUUCUUAGCCAUUUUCCAAAAGAUAAGUAUGAUGGUUUGACUGCUCUAAGGGUAUCUUCGUUUGCGUAUACCAAGUCCAGGAAAUCUUUAGCUGAAAUUUAUAUAUGGUGUGAGGAUGGUACACAUGUUACCUACGGAGUAGCAAAACAGAUAUGGAGUAAAACUUCUAAAUAUUCAGAGAUAUUCGCUAGAUCUCCAGAAAACAUUGAGUCUCCUAUAAUUUCAGGCCAAAUGAUUUCAGUGCUGAACAAUCAUUUUUGGUUCUUCCAUCUUUCUAAGAAUAAGUGGUUAGAAGGAAUUGAGCUUCCAGUUCCUCUAAAAGCCAAGGAGAAAAUACAUCUCUUGGUUUUUGGGAAAGACCGUCUCUUAGUGUUGUAUGUUUGCACCAAGGGGAAACUAAAUUGUUAUAUGUAUCAAGUCGGGGAUGUUGUAUUAACAUUAAUUACUGGUGGAAUAUUUACAUUAUCAAACAAAAAAGGUGGCGAACAAUACGACGUUUUGGAGAAAUCGCACUUAUCAACUGCAUCGUCUUUAUUUGUAACAAAGACGCAACAGCAAUUAGAUGAAAAAGCACAAACCAAGAUACUGAAUCUCCAGUUCCUCCCUACAGAUGUUAAAAACCAGUUUCGCAUGCAUAUAGAAGACGGAGAUGUGAAAUCAGUUCGAAGCUGUGGUCUUCUGAUUGGAAACAAAGUACGGCACAGUAUUAGACCAUCUAGAGUUCUUCAGAACUACAUGCCAAGCAAUGGGGAAAUGCCGUGCAUGCAUGAAGGUUGGGGGAUACCUGCAAAGACUGUCCUUGAAGCUGAUGACUUGUGGAAACAAGGCCCUUGGAGUACAUAUUGCAUGGCUGAGAAGUUUGUUACAAUGACAUACAAGAUACUACAGACACUUGUUGGAUUCAAGAAACAAGGUCGUUGGAUAAGGGGUAUAAACGGAGAAAAUGUGGUUUUCCAGAAAAAUGAUAUUCAUCACAGGUAUCCACAGUUGAAGGAUUGUCUGAUUCUAACAGAUGACGAGUCUGAAGAUACACGCUUCAAAUCUCUUGCUACAUUCAUUCAAUCUUCGAUAAAGUUUGACGAAAAAUUGUUGGAUCCAACUGUCAAAAGUCUACUCAAUUGUCUUAAUGAAAAGACUCCUUAUAGCAUCACUAUGCUCCAGCAAAAGAAGUGGAAGUACCUGCUUGGCCAUCUCCUUUUCAUGACUUCUGAUGAAAAGGCUACCUUAUUGAUCAGCAUGAGGGAUAGAGUGCGUGGGCAAAAAGCUAUUGAACUUAAAGUAGAAAUGAAGGAGCUCAUGCCUUCAAGUGCCUCUUGUAAGAGUUGGGAUAUAUUAAUAAAUCAGGAUCGCCUUCCACUUUUUUUCCAUGCCCGAGUCAAAAAGAUGAAAGCAAAUGCACUGAUGGAUCGGAAUGGGAUACCUAUUAACUAUAACAACUAUAACAAGACACAAGUGUCGGGAAUUAUUAUAUUUCUUAGAGACACGUAUGAGCAUGUCAACGACAUGUAUACAUUGGAUAAUGCUAAUGGGCGUUUCUAUUAUCCAGAAGACUUUGCAAAGUGCACUGAGCUUGUAGCUCCAGAAUUGCUUCCUAGUUACUUUGAUCAUCAUGGUAGCUUGAGGGAACGGUACGAGAAGAAGUUCUGGUGAAGGAUCUCCAGGGAAGUAAGGACGAGGUGGAGAUGCUGGGAAUGGUGGAGGCACUUGUUUGUGGGGGCUUUCUACUGCAAAUCAAGAAAUUGUUAUAGAUACAGCUGCAAUGAUCUUGUUAAAGAAGUCGAUGGAAGAACAACCAAAUGGGAUGGCAGGCAAAGGCUUAUUGGCAAGACCAUUAAACGUUUAAACCACACACCUUUUGAAUUAGGAUAGCUUUAGGAAUUUAAACUUUGACUAUGUGACUAAUCAGGCGGCGUUGCAUCAGUCCACCAAGUUAUUGCAAACUCUACCUGUUUAAAUAGUUAUUAUCCACCAAGUUGAUGCAGACUCUACCUGUUUUUAGCCACCUGGCGGGACUUUUCGCAUUUUUAACUCAGACAGGAAACAAGCUACUAGGCCAGAGUCGAACCUUUAUGCAAUUUUUCUUUUGCUAAUCAUAGAAUA
Messenger RNA from Papaver somniferum (opium poppy), 2688 nucleotides. RefSeq lists its product as uncharacterized. The transcript has 11 exons. Gene Ontology annotation, molecular function: protein binding. Bases 181 to 2238 code for a protein of 685 amino acids. The record is from RefSeq and is a predicted model, not a curated record. NCBI's taxonomy places the organism in Eukaryota, Viridiplantae, Streptophyta, Magnoliopsida, Ranunculales, Papaveraceae.